AUGUCUAAUAAAUUGCCUUCACAUCCUGAGAUGAAUCCCAAGGAGAAUGCUAGUGCAAUAACUUUGCGAAGCGGGACGCAAUAUGAUCCACCUACUCCUCCAAUGCCCAGUAAAUUUUCAUCCAAGCCACAAGUUGAUUGCUCAGUUAAUGAAGAUGUUCCUCCAAAGCCAACCACCCCUACACAACUAAACCCUAAGCCUACUUUUGUCAUCCCACCUCCAUUCCCAAGCAGACUAAAGAAGACUAAAAAGGAAGAGGUUGACAAGGAAAUUCUUGAUACAUUCAGAAAGGUAGAAGUGAAUAUUCCUCUUCUUUACGCAAUUAAACAAGUGCUACGCUAUGCCAAGCUUUUGAAAGAGUUGUGCACUAAUAAGCGUAAGUUGAGGGGUAAUGAAAAAGUUAGUGUGGGAGAGAAUGUUUCUCCAGUUCUUCAAAAGAAGCUUCCACCAAAGUGUAAGGAUCCUUGUACUUUUACUAUCCCUUACACUAUUGGUAAUAAAAGAAUUGAGUGUUGUAUGUUGGAUUUGGGAGCCUCUAUCGAUAUCAUGCCAUUCUCCAUUUAUGCUUCAUUGAAUCUCGGUCCGCUUGAAGAAACAGGGGUGAUUAUUCAACUUGCUGAUAGGUCGAAUGCGUAUCCUAGGGGUGUAAUAGAAGAUGUUUUAGUUCAACUGAAUGAAUUGGUGUUUCCGGCUGAUUUUUAUGUUCUUAAUAUGGAAGAUGAAUCUAUUCCAUGCUCCACUCCAAUUUUGUUGGGGAGGCCAUUCAUGAAAACUGCGAGAACUAAGAUUGAUGUGCAUGACGGUACAUUGACCAUGGAAUUUGAUGGGGAGACAAUUCGAUUUAAUAUUUUUGAGGCUAUGAGGUAUCCAAAUGAUGUACAUGUUGUUUACUCUCUUGAUGAGUUGGAUAUCCUUUCUCAACGAGUUUUAGAUUUGCAUAGUGAAGACUGUUUGGAGGUUACGUUGAGAGAGCAUCUUGUGUUGACCGAUGAAGAUUUUUCUCAUGAGAUCAUGGAUGUCAUAACCACACUCAAUAGUGGUUUUGACAAGACUUUUAAGAAGGUUUCAUUUCAUAAUUUACCGAUUUCUAGUGAGAUAUUGCAGCCAUCAAUUGUUCAAGCUCCUACACUUGAAUUGAAGCCACUUCCAUAG
Molecule: messenger RNA, 1152 nt
Organism: Humulus lupulus (European hop)
Lineage: Eukaryota; Viridiplantae; Streptophyta; Magnoliopsida; Rosales; Cannabaceae
Exons: 1
Coding region: 1-1152 (383 amino acids)
Source: RefSeq, a predicted model, not a curated record